Messenger RNA from Salvia splendens (bonfire salvia), 668 nucleotides. RefSeq names its product transcription factor bHLH100. Gene Ontology annotation, molecular function: DNA-binding transcription factor activity, RNA polymerase II-specific; RNA polymerase II transcription regulatory region sequence-specific DNA binding; protein dimerization activity. Gene Ontology annotation, cellular component: RNA polymerase II transcription regulator complex. Gene Ontology annotation, biological process: regulation of transcription by RNA polymerase II. The record is from RefSeq and is a predicted model, not a curated record. Bases 1 to 609 code for a protein of 202 amino acids. The transcript is spliced from 3 exons. Lineage: Eukaryota; Viridiplantae; Streptophyta; Magnoliopsida; Lamiales; Lamiaceae.
AUGAUGGGCCAUGAAGAAGAAAACUUAAGCUACUUUAGUAGAGAGAGAAGAGAUACCUCAGAUCUCCAAAUCAAUGAUUUUAUUAUAAAUGGAGAUGAUGGUGAUAAGAAGGUGAAGAAACUCAACCUCAAUGCAAGCGAGCGUUAUCGCCGCAAGAAAAUGGACACUUUGUAUGCCAAUCUUCGCUCUCUUCUUCCUCCUCAAGAUCUCUCUAAAAAGUUGAGCAUUACGGCCACGAUUUCGAGAGUGCUGAAUUACAUAACUGAGCUGCAGGCAGAAGUGGAGAGGCUAAAACACAAGGAGAGAUUUGUCUCACAAAAGAGUCACAUAAAUUUAAAGAAAUCAAGCUCCAAUUCAGCAGCUUCAGCAACUCCAAUCAGCGACGUUGAAGUCGUGAUCCAGAUUUGCAUUACCAAGGAAGAAAAUGGUUCGUUUUCUGAAGCAAUCUCGAGAUUGGAAGAAGAAGGUUUUCUCAUGGUCAAUGCUUCUUGUUUCCAAUCAUUUCAAUCAAGGCUUUUCUAUAAUCUCCAUUUUCAGGCACAAGAAGGUCAAGUGAUUUUGUAUAUAUGUUGUAUAUAUAUGUUCGUGUCGUAUUUUUAUGUUGUGUAAUAUUUAUUAGUGGAGGCUAUAGUGGACAUUAUUUAAUUAUAUAGUAGAACAAGAGGUGG